CGCUGCCGCGGCGGCGAACGGCGGAGGAGAUGCGCGCGCUGGAAGAGGCGCCCGCCCGCACCCCUCGGUAGCGGCGGGAACGGUCCGGGCAGGCGGCCGCGCUCGGUGCCUGUGGCGGGAGGCUCGGGGCGGGAGGCAGCUGCCUUCAGUGCCCGCGGCGGGGACGGUCCGGGCAGGCGGCCGCGCUCGGUGCCUGUGGCGGGGGGCUCGGGUCGGGAGGCAGCCGCCGUGCCCGCGGCGGGAGCCAAGCCCCGGUGACAGCCCGUGCCGUGUGCUGACUCCCGGCUGAGAUCCCGGAGCUGAACUCUUCGUGGUUCGCUUUUAAGAUCUUCCCGCUUUGGGGCAGUGAAGUGGCAGCAAGGGUGGCGGGGCUAGCUGGGCUUCACCUUCCGAGGCCCGGUUGGGUGCUUAGGAGAGGGAUAGCUGAAGCAAAUGGCUCACCCUGCAAAUCUUUCUGCAUCUUACAGCCUUUGUUUAACAGAAUUAAUUACAAGUAUUCAGAGAGACGCACAUUAAAUUAUUUUUAGGAUAGUGUCCACCAUGCUUCUGUCCCAUCACGGACUGCUGUUUGGUUUGUGGCCCAGUGAUGCUUUUUUAACAUGGACAUGGAGGGUUUUUCUUCAGAUACCGUGGAAGAGAGAGACGAGAAAACUUACUAGUGGAAGGAUAGAUAGACUCUUGAACUGUUGCUUAAAAGGAAGAAUAUUUCAUGUGUUACCAUGUCUGAAGGUGCUUUAUUGGAAGAGGACAUUUGGGAGUACAAAUCCAUUAGGAAGCAAAAGCAUCAGAGUAAUUCAGAGAGCAUCUCUGCAGCUGUGCAGAACAUAAGUGAUGGCAAGAGCAGGCCAAAAAGAAAAAGAAACAGAAAUAAAAAGAAAUCUGUAGAAAAAACUGACACUCUUCAGAAAAACGAGCAGAGCUCAAGGCCAAAUCAGGAUGUAGAUCAGUGUCAAGAUGACAAUAGUGUGCACUCCCAGGAAAGUGUGAGUAGCCUGCCAGAACAGAGCUCACAACAUGCAAAGCCCAUUCAUGAUGGAUACUGUCCUAGCUGCCAGAUGCCUUUCUCUUUGCUAUUGGUCCAGACACCGCGAUGGCACGUUGCUGAAUGUCUGGAUGCUCCAGGACCUGUUGAAAAAGAGUGUCCUGAUGGUUUACUGUGCACUUCCACCAUUCCAUCUCACUACAAGCGUUACAGCCAUUUUCUGCUUGCAGCAAGCAGGGCAGGAGAGUACCUUGUAAACUCUUCAGUGAAUGGUUUGGAGGGGAAGGUGACAUGUUCUACCAUUGCAAAUCCCAGCUAUUCCCCAACUCGUGUAGAGAAAACCUCACAGGAUGAAAAAUCAUCUGAUAAUGUAAAAAAUGUCCUGAAUGCCAACUAUACAUUGAUGGUACAGAGUUCACCGCAAGUGAAGGCUCUAAAUAAAAUCAGUGAAAGUACUUCCUCUUUUGCAGAUGUUCAAAAGCCUCAAGAUACAGUUCAGCUCACACAGACUACAGGUAACGGUUGUGAAUUUGAAUUUUAUGACGUAGCAUCGUCUCAAGAAAGUGAAACAGGAGAUCUGUGUAGUCAGAAAGAUACAAGUCAGCCAAGUCUACUACAGUCAAAAGUAGACUUCAGUGACUGUGAAAUUUCUUAUUCUCCACUUAGCACUUUUGAGGAAAGUGAAGAGGAAACUGAGGAAGAGAAGAAAGUAAAAAUAUCACAAAAUAAAUUAUCCAAAGUCCAGAACUUCGAAGAUGAAGAAGCUGAUUCAGUGGUGUUUAAGACAUUUGAUGGACUUUUCUUACAGCAGAAGCCUCAGUAUGAAGAUACCAAAAAGCAAAAUUUCAUAGUUAAACCCUCCCACAGUGAGGAAGUAAAAUUGAACCAACUAGGUCAUGGUGUAAAAACUGUUCCUCAGAGUCACAUGAACAGGCAGUUCUGUAACGCAACAUGUGGAGAUGAUCAGCAUCAGCAAGAUGGAUCCUCUUUUAAUAGCAAGAAGGUUGAAGAGCCAGCAUUGUUUUCCUCUGUGGCUAAAGCAGGUAACACAAUAUCAGAAGAUACUGGUGCUUGUGCUUUGGAUUCUGCAUACGUGAGUUGUACCGAGACCUCAUUGCUACUAGUCAGAGAAGAGGCUGGGUCUCUUCUGACACAGAAAAAUAACGUUUUGAAGGACCCAAUUAGCAUUUUAACUAAUACGGAUAACAUGACUGCCAAUGCAAUUGAAAAAACAGCUCACCAGGGGAGUUUGCAGUCAGUAGGGGAGAAAGAAGGGAGUUUUAAUACAGCUGCUGUGUGCUUUCCCAGCCCAAUCUCUAAAACAGUACCAUCUCUUUCUUUAGCAAGUAUGAGUGCCAAAUCCAGUUCUGCCAAAGAACUCAAACAGAUGGACAUUGGUGUUUUCUUUGGGCUAAAACCCAAAGUAAAAGAGGAAAGCAAAGGAGAGACAGGUUUGAGUGAGGGAAAGCAGAUACCAAGUUCAGUAACUGCCGAUGGAAAGAGGCCCAGACAGCAAAAAAAGAAAGCUGAAGGUUGUGUGGAAGAUGUAGAGGGAAAACAGAUAUCAGGUUCAGUAACUCCCAAUGGAAAGAGGCCCAGGCAGCAAAAAAGGAAAGCCGAAGGCUCUGUGGAAGAUAUAGAGGGCAAAGAGACACCAGGUUCAGUAACUCCCAAAGGAAAGAAGCCCACGCCACAAAAAAGGAAAGCUGAAGAGUCUGUGGAAGAUGUAGAAGCAGUUGCAGAAAGUUCAAGUAAAAAUGGAGCCUUUGCAGAUGUAAGUUCCAGUGGCCAACACAGGUGGAGAAAAAAAUUUAAAGAAUUGUCUACUCCAGGAGAAGGAACAAGAAAAAAACACUGCCCUUUCUACAAGAAAAUACCAGGAACUGGUUUCACAGUAGAUGCCUUCCAGUAUGGAGAAAUUGAAGGCUGCACAGCUUAUUUCCUUACUCAUUUUCAUUCUGAUCACUAUUGUGGGCUAACUAAAAACUCCAUGUUUCCAAUCUACUGUAAUAAGGUGACUGGCAAUCUGGUGAAGAGCAAACUUCGAGUCAAAGAGCAGUACGUCCACGUGCUGCCGAUGGACACAGAGUGUAUAGUGAACGGGAUCAAAGUGUUGUUGCUUGAUGCUAAUCAUUGCCCAGGUGCAUCAAUGAUCCUUUUCUGGCUGCCGAGCGGAACUGUUAUCCUGCACACAGGAGACUUCAGGGCAGAUCCUUCUAUGGAGCGCUACCCUGCUUUGGUUGGUCAACAAGUCCAUACCCUUUACCUUGAUACCACUUACUGUAGUCCUGAAUACACUUUUCCUUCUCAACAAGAGGUUAUCCAGUUUGCUGUCAACACUGCCUUUGAGACAGUGACUUUAAACCCACGUACUCUAGUUGUCUGUGGCACCUAUUCCAUCGGAAAAGAGAAAGUAUUUUUAGCAAUUGCUGAAGUUCUGGGCUCAAAAGCAAGCAUGUCCCGUGAUAAGUACAAAACUCUGCAGUGCCUGGAGUCUGCAGCUGUUAAUUCCCUCAUCAGUAUGGACUGGCAUGGUAGUUUGCUUCACAUUCUUCCUAUGAUGCAAAUUAAUUUUAAGGGCUUGCAAGAGCAUCUGAAUAAGUUUUCUGACAAUUUCGAUCAAGUUCUGGCUUUCAGACCUACUGGGUGGACCUACUCUGAUUCAUGCCUUUCUCUGGUGGAUAUCAAACCUCAGACAAGAGGAAAGAUCACCAUAUAUGGGAUUCCUUACAGUGAACACAGCAGUUACCUGGAAAUGAAGCGUUUUGUUCAGUGGCUGAAGCCACAGAAAAUCAUCCCCACUGUAAACGUUGGGGACUGGAGAGCCAGAAGCUUGAUGGAGCAGCAUUUUAGAGACUGGAUGAUUGAGAGCAGCAUGCAUAAAUAAAUAUAGGGAUGAAUAUGCACUUCAAAGGAGGUUGGCUGGAGUGGGAAUGAUGAGUUCCUGUGAGUUUUUCUUUAUCUCCUUUUCCCAUGGACCUCUCUUUAGGGAGAACUGAGCUGCUGUUCUCCCGGGAAAGCUGAGUUUGGAGGAAAAAAAAAAGCACUUUGUUUCCUUAUGUACCUACUGCUUGUAUUGCCCAUAACUUAAUAUCUUUUUUGUUAUACAUAUUUUUAUUAUUGGUUAUUUUUACCUUGCUCCUUUUCCUCUUUCUUAACUUCCCUCAGAUUGUGGAGAUGCCCAGGUGUGUAAUGCUGGGGAAGAAAAACCACCUCGGGUUAAUAAUGUCUGAAAAGAAGUUAUUGUACUAAAUGAGAUGAUAUUAAAUGUAUGUCACAUGGUGUCAACUUCAGAGAAGCUUGCUUAGUGAGGGAGAACUGGCUGUUGUCAUUUAAAUGUGGUAAAUACAUUUUACCUUGUGAGAGAGGAUUGGCUGGGGCCCUUGCAGCAUUCUGUACUUCAGGGAAGGAUUUUUAUAAAGCUUUGCUACCUACACUCUGCUCAAGGUUUUCUGAUCUUUUUAUUAUUGUUUCUUAAAAAUA
Messenger RNA from Colius striatus (speckled mousebird), 4465 nucleotides. It is a transcript of the gene DCLRE1A, whose product is annotated as DNA cross-link repair 1A. The coding region runs from base 720 to 3869 and encodes 1049 amino acids. The record is from RefSeq and is a predicted model, not a curated record. Gene Ontology annotation, molecular function: 5'-3' DNA exonuclease activity; damaged DNA binding. NCBI's taxonomy places the organism in Eukaryota, Metazoa, Chordata, Aves, Coliiformes, Coliidae. Gene Ontology annotation, biological process: protection from non-homologous end joining at telomere; double-strand break repair via nonhomologous end joining; interstrand cross-link repair. The transcript is spliced from 9 exons.